Molecule: messenger RNA, 7243 nt
Organism: Scaptodrosophila lebanonensis
Lineage: Eukaryota; Metazoa; Arthropoda; Insecta; Diptera; Drosophilidae
Gene: Su(Tpl)
Product: RNA polymerase II elongation factor Ell
Exons: 5
Coding region: 1327-4629 (1100 amino acids)
Biological process (GO): transcription elongation by RNA polymerase II; snRNA transcription by RNA polymerase II; positive regulation of transcription elongation by RNA polymerase II
Cellular component (GO): transcription elongation factor complex
Molecular function (GO): cis-regulatory region sequence-specific DNA binding
Source: RefSeq, a predicted model, not a curated record
CGCAACCGACGAUAACGCGUGAAGUGGGCCGCUUUGGAAAUUGUACGAUUCAUUGUUGCUUGGACGUGGCAGCCAUGACGUGAUUUCUGACUUUAACUACAUUUUUUGUUGAAAAUUACAUUGUAAAUUUAAAAAAAGUUAAACUUAAGGGGAAUACGUGCAUUAUUAACGAAACAAAAAGUGGCAUCAUUCGCAAGUGCUCAAUUCAGUGUAAACUAGAGUGCGUAAAUUAUGUAAAAACUACUGCAAUUUUAUAAAAUAUUGUUGUAGUGUGAAGUUAAUUAAUAAGUUUUUAUAUUGCAAUAAAUAAAUAAAAAGCCAACGGGGGAAAAGGCAUACCAACAACAACAACGUCAACAAUACAACCAACCAUCAACAACAACGUCAACAAUACAACCAACCAUCAACACCAAGAACAGCAGACCAACCGCAACAAUAAAGCAACAAUCAUCUACGGCGACAACGCAGUCAACGUCCAAUAUUUUAACUCAUUGUUUCUGCGCACGAGCGUGCCUUGUGCUGCUGACAGGCCACACACAAUCAGCAACCUCCCAUCAUAUUUAUCAUCAUUUAAACACGUCCUGAAAAAAAGAGUUUUUAAUGCCAGCCUAUCGAUUGGCCUCGAUAACACGUAUAUGAGCCCAGUGCGCGGCGCACAAUUUUCCAAUACUGUCGGCCGAAACAGGCAAACAAGCGAGCAGCUGUUUGGCCGCCUCAGCUAAGCUACAAAGUAACAACAACAAAGAUGUGCUACGAUUGACGUGGGCAACCGCCACAUACCAGCAAACUAACACUAACUAAAACAGCUGUUUCAACAGAAAACGCAACUUGAAACUACAAAGUUCACUGUUUUAACAAUAUAAUUAAUUCUUUUCCAGCAGUUGGUGAUCAGAGGAGAUAUAACUUCACAGACAUAAAACAAAAAAAACAACUAAAAGCAACUGCGUAGCAGCGCUAGACGUCCUAUACAUCACAUUUGAUCAGCACCAGCAACAACAUCUUCCAAGCACUCUUCCAACAACCAUAGGAAUUAAAAUUAAAAAAAAUAAAGCUUUGGCGCUUCCUCAAUUCGCAUUGCUUCCUGGCCACAAGAAACUUGCACAUCAACGAAGGGCAAACCAACACUGAACAUCACAACAAUAAAAAUAAUUUUGCAACACUGGCCGCCAACAUAAUAGAACUAUUUAGCUGCCCAUUCGUCGCAAAUCCUCACACACUCUACAUAAGCUACAACAUCAAGAACUAUUACAACCAUUUGCCAUUCACGACUCUCCCGCAUAGCAGAAAAUAACAGAAAAUUUUGAACUUUAUUGCGGCAAACGCGUUAUGACCAAUUCGCAUGCCUCAUCAAAAUGCCUGUCCAAUGUACUCUCGUCCGGAAAAUAUGGUAUGUCACAAAGCGGCUCUUACAGCGAUGGUAGCAAGGAGUAUAUAUUCGUCAAGCUCACCGACUCUGCGUAUCGUGCACUCGAAGAAUAUCAAAGAAAUGAGCAGGCCAAGCGCUUGGCGCCCAAUCAACGUGCCAAAAUCCAGUUUAAUGGCAACGGUGGUGUCAUACAAUUUCCUCUGCCUCAUGAAAAUGGCGGCAGUAGCGGCAGCGCUUCUGGUGCUAGCAACACCAUGGAUAGCGGAGGACGCAAAUUUGGGUUCACCGUUGGUAGCAUGGAGGGAUCUGUGGAAUGUAUACAACAGCAACCACAGCAUCUGGAAGUCCUUGGCGGAUUGGAUCUGCGCAUGCGCAUCCAUGCCACUGAUGAUGUGUAUGAUACAACAAAAUCAAAAAUGGCCCAAGCUGAGGAGUCAGAGAAGCGAAAAUGCAUUCGCGAGAUUAAGCCAAAUCAGUCGGAUAUUGGGCGUAAGGUGAAAAAGCCAAGCAGUGCAGCAUUUCAUAGUGGGAACAACAGCAACAGCAGCAAUAGUUUUAGUAACAACAACAGCAACAAUAGUCGUAAGUUAGGUACUUCACCAUUUAAUGGCCUGACGACGACGCCGUCAUUCUUGUCCACGUCGUCGUCGUCAACAACACACUCAGCAGCGGCGGCGACCGUGACGCGUUCGCCCAAUCCCAGCCUGCUGGGUGCAAGCGGCACAGUCAGUACAGGCAGUAACAACAAUCAUUAUCAGCACCAGCAACAACAACAACGCUAUCAAAGUAACAGCGCAGCCGCAACCUUAGCCUCAACAUUUGCCAACGGCAUAUCGCAGGGUUAUGCGCUCUCGGGCAACUCACCCAGGGAGCGGGAGACGACGACAAGCAAUGGAGGCCACAAUAGCAGCAACAAGAGCAGCACAACAAUGACAAUGAGCAAUGGACGUCCGAAAAUGCAAAGCGGUUCACGAAAUGUCAAUCCCAAGGUAGGCAACAACAACAACAUUGGCAAUGGGAAUGGCGUUAUGAAAAUGUCGGAUGUCUCUAAACGUAAAAUACGUGAACGUCUUAUACAUUUGCUCGCACUGAAGCCAUACAAGAAACCGGAGCUAUAUUCACGCCUGCAGAACGAAGGCGUACGAGAACGUGAACGGCACCUGAUUAGUAACAUACUCAAGGACAUAUCUAUAAUGUCGCACAAUGUGUACAAUUUGAAGCGUCAGAUGUGGAAUGAUGUCGACGAGAAUUGGCCGUUCUUUAGCGAACAGGAGCUGCAGCAAUUGAAGCGCCGUAAGCCACAAAAUCUGACACCGCCCAUGAGCUCGGAUGCUGGUAGCUCCACCUCGGGACAAAGUCCCACGUCCACCCACACAGGUAGUCCACCACCACUGUUAACAUCAUCAUCAGCGUCAGUUGCCGCAUCGCAGCAUGUAAAUGGCUCCGGUGGCAGUAGUCUAAAGCGCACGAGUCUAGAGUAUGAUGAGAGCAUGUUCAGCACUGUGCAGCCUAAGAAGCAGCGCAUCAGUCAUUACAAGAAGGAUGCUGUUGGAGGUGGAGGUAGUAGCGGAAGCAACGGAGGAAGUGCUUCCAUACAGCAGCCGCCAAAUCGUAGCGGCUAUGGCAGUCGAGCUGCUUACACGCCACCACAGCGACAUCAGCAACUGCAACUGCAACAACAACAACAUCAUCAGCAGCAAACGCAGUCCUCACAAUUUUCUGUUGAUGAGCACAGCAGUGAUUUGAGCUACAAUGUGCUUGAUAAUAUGGAUGAGUUCAUGAGCAUGACUUCGGAGCAACAGGGCUAUAAUAGUAGGCGGGGCAGUGGCGCCAAACAAAAUACAAACAGCAGCAAUGGGGGAAACAAAGACAAGCGCAGCUCCUCGGGCAGCACGUCAAGCACCUCCUCAAGUGGCUAUGAGACGCAACUGGAGCGCAGGCAGCAGCAGCAGCAGCAACAGCAACAACAACAACAUCCUGCAAUGGCAAUGCCCUCAAAUCGCAGUAGCAGUUCAACAACUAAAACCACAACAACAACGACGACACCGCCCAAAUCCAUAUCCUCAUCUGCAGCCGCAGCAGUGGCGGCAGUUUAUGGUAGCAGCUUUGUGCCCGCUGCGACAGGCAAAAGGAGCAACAGUCAGUCGCAAUCGCAGGCACAGGCCCACUCACAGUCAAUGGCGCCACAGCGCAGCACCAGUAACAACGCUCAUGAUGAGUACAAUUCUUAUAACAACAAGACACAUGCCGCCAGCAAUUCCAAAAAGCGAACGAGUAGUAAUAGUAACGGCCACCAUUCUGCCACCGCAUUGUCCUCAACCUCCUCCUCCAAAACAACACAUCAGCAGCCACAGGCGCAUAGUCAACGCAGUCAGCGAGGUGCUUACCAAAAAGUGCCGCCCCCGGUGCCCUUAACAUCGUCGCAACAACAGUCGCGCCAAAUGGAACCAACGCCCGCAUCAUCAUCAUUAUCGUCAGCUCACAAGCAUCCUUCACCCACACAGUACCUAGCGGCGGCAGCUCAUGCGUAUGCCUCUGCCUCGACAGAUCAGGAUGCCGGGAACGCACCACGCUAUGAUUUCAGCAAAUACGCGCCUAUCCGGACCCUCGAGGUGCGAAGACGCUACAAGACUGAAUUUGAGAGCGAUUAUGAUGAGUAUUGUAAGCUUCUCACGCGCGUCGAGGGUGUGCGGAAACGGUUUCAGGAUCUGUCCGAGCGUUUAGAAAACGCUAGACUACGCGAUACCGCCGGCGACUAUGAUCACAUAAAGCGUCAAAUCGUCAGCGAAUACGAGCGUAUCAAUAGCGAUAGCACCAUUAGCAGUGAUAAGCAGCGUUUCGAUUAUUUGCAUGCCAAGCUGGCUCACAUCAAGCAGUUAGUGAUGGAUUAUGAUAAGACUUUGACAAGUGGUGGUGCGCCAGCUGUGGUGAGCAAGCAACCACAACAACAACAACUACCAGCAACACAACAACAGCAGCAACAACAAUUGCAGGCACAACAACAACAGCCAGCAACAGGCAUAAGGCAUAGCAUCGAUAACAACACCAACAAUAUGCUGCAUAUGCAGCAGCAGCAACAACAUCAUCAUGCCGUUGAAACGAUAAAAGUCGGCUCCCAUAAUAGCAAUAACAAACAUGGCAGCCAAGAGAGCGAUACGGAUGAUAGUUCCGAUAGUUCAGAUUCAAACGAAGACGACGAUGAUGACGAUGAUGAUGGUGAAGAUGAUUCCAACUCCAAUACUGAUGAUGACGACCGCUACUGAUACUGCUACCGAACGCAAAUAUAUAUAUAUAUAUAUAUAUAAAUAUAUGCAUACAUAUAUAUGUAUAUAUAAAUAUAUGCAUACAUAUAUAUCUAUAUAUAAAUAUAUGCAUACAGAUAUAUCUAUAUAUGCAAUACUUUGAUAACGAUCACAGCAUCAACAACAACAGCAGCAGCAGCAGCAGCAAUCGCUGCUGUUACUCAUGUAAAAAGGCAAAACAAAAACCAACAAAAAAAAAACUACAUACACACAUACACUACUAUAGUAAAAACAACACGAAACGUUCUAAAAGAAAAUUGUACUAAAAAACAAAAACCUACAUAAAAACAAGCAAAAAAAAAAUGUUGAAAUUAUGUUUAAAAAUUGUAAUAAAAUAAAGCAAAAAUCAACCAACCUAUUGCAAGGAAAGUGAAAAGAAAAACUAUGCGAACAUAUUUUGUAUUUAAUUGCAAAAUGCAAGAAAAGCAAAUGUAUAUGAAACAUACGACAUGCAUAAAAUCAAUACAAGAGAAAGGGAAAACAUUUGCGAGAAAAUACAGACAUAUAUAUACGAGUUAUAGACUUAAAAUCUUUGUUGAGCAACGCAUAAUGUAAAAAGAAGCCACAACACAAUUUCCUGCGUUUUGUGUGUAAUAAUUAAUUAAUACUAUUAUUAUUAUUAUCAACUUUUAAAUAUAUAGCGUAUGUUUUUCGUUUCUUAACUAGACUCUUCUUUAACUUUUACUCUUUUUUUUAAUUGUUACAAUGGCCAACAACAACGACAGCAACCAUUUGUUUGUAAUUUGAAGCAUUGCAAGUGACAAAGCGAAACAGAAUGAAUGCAUAAAUACAUCAACAUUUUUAUUUGUGCAACAAAACAAUUUCGUCUGUUGCUUAAAUUACUGAUAACACACACUCACUGUCUCAUACAUUCACACAUAUAUAUGUACAUACAUACAUAUAUUUUGAAAAAUAUUUCCAAAGUGACAAAAAAUGUAUGUCCUGAUCAUCAAAUUUUUGCAUAAGCAGAAAAGGAAAACAAAAAUGAAAAAGCAGCUUAAUGUUGGCUGCGCUUGCCGCACAAUUCUUAACUGUUGCACACUGUUCACAGCCCUAUUUGAACUUGAGAGCAAUGGGCCUUUCAACUAUACAUUAUAAAGAACCAAAGUCAACUUGAAAAACAGGCAACAAAAACACACAAAAAAUAUGUAAGCUUAGGGAACAUUUGUACAAUUUUGUAAUUCGCUUGGUCAGAUUUUUAAGUGUGUGUGCAUCGACGAUUUUUUUUCAUUUUGUUACUUAAAACGUCCUAUAUACAUAUAUAAAUAUGCCAUCGCCAUGGUUCAACUAAAAACAAAUGUUGCCAAUUAUCCAUUUCUGCAAAGAGAGCCCAUUAGCUUAAAUAGUUUCUUGUCUCUGGAAUGACACUCAUUGCAUUGUUUAGUUUUUGUUUCGGUGUUGCAUGCGGGCGUGCCUAAAAAAAAUAGACUGAAAUUUUGAACGGCUUGUUAUUUAAGCAGCUUAUAGAAAAUUUAUUUUCCAAAACUUAGUUAAAUUGUUAUUUGUGUUUAAAAUAUUGUACUUUGUUUUGCAUUCGUAGCGUUUUUGUUUAUAAGCCACUGUACCUAAAAAAAAACAACUAAAUAAAAACUAACAACCUACAAUUGCUGACUAGCAAUCAAUACUUUAUACAUUCAUUUGCACCCAUUAUUUAUUUUUCUUUCCGUGUUAUAGAAUAUUUGCUCAAGAAUUGAAAUUGUAAAAAACAGUAAUUUAUAUGCGGUUGUACACCAUCCUAGAGACCUCUUGAGGUGUUUGCUUUUUUAUUAUUAUUAUUUAGACAACAACUGCUAAGCCCUAAAACAGAACCUAUGUAAAACCUGAAAGGUUUUAAUGAAGCAUAUUACAGUUCUCACAUUCAAAAAGCUUCCUUAAAUAAAAUGAAUAAAAGAAUUUCGCUUAAAGAAUUAUUAAAUAAUUUGCUGAAACUAGUGUCCAAAAAUGAAGAAAGCAAGACAAAACAAAACAAAAAUUGUAAGAACUAAAGCAAAAUCAUAAUUAUAACGAAAAUGAAAACCAACAAAUUUUAGCUAUUUUGUUGCAAUAUUUUUUAUAUACCAUAUUUAAGUAGUAGGGAAAUAAACGAAAGGGAAAAUCAAAUGAAACAAUGAGAUCAAGUUGCAAAAAUCAAGCGUUUAAAAAUCGACUCGUAGCAAUUACAUACAAAAUUGAUAUAUACAAUUUAUAUACAACAACAAAAACACUAUAUAUAUAUGUAAAUAUAUAUAUAUAUAUAUAUAUAUAUAUAUAUACAACACUGACAUUUGAUAAGUGAAAAGAAACUUAUUAGUUUUAUAAAAUGCCACGCCCACAUAUAUACACCACACACACUCACACAAAAUGAAUAAAGAAGCAUAUUCUAGACACACACACACACUCACACAAACCAAUCGAAAAGGAACUUAUUACUGAUUAAAUGAUUGUAAGCCGAGAAAAAGAGUAAACCAGAUCAAGAGACAUGAGAAAAUAUUAUUAUUAUUAUUAUUGUAAAUUAUAAGAGCAAAAUCGCUGACAAAACCAGCAAAAAUGAAAAUCUUAAAAAAAAGAGAUAUUGUUAUAUACUAUAAAUUCAUAA